Molecule: messenger RNA, 1712 nt
Organism: Thlaspi arvense
Lineage: Eukaryota; Viridiplantae; Streptophyta; Magnoliopsida; Brassicales; Brassicaceae
Source: the annotation of a GenBank genome assembly
UGAACAUGGAUAUCCUCCAGCGAAGCUACCUGCCUUGUGAGAUAAAAUAGCAUAAAAAAACCAUUAAAGUCUCACCCACACAAAGUUGCCUCCUCCUUUCUCUACACUUCAUAACCCCAAAACGCAAAUCACCAAACGCUAAACGCUGAAACGCAUAACGCAAAACUCUCUGUUUUUUCGCUACCUAAUUCUCUGUGGACGCCCUCACCGUAAACCUUCACCAACCCAAAUUUAAUUCAUCUGUGUUUUUAUUCACAAAGUACAAAAAAACAGACAGAUAAUAAUAUCUCUCCUUCUCUUCUCUGUCUCUUCCUCUUCCUCCUUCUUCUCUCUGUGAUUUCAUUAUUUGCAUAAAACCUCGAGUUUCUUCUGUUCCGUUCAACAAAAUGAAGUACAUUCGAAGCAACAGCUUGAAACGCCUCUUCUCCUUCAAACGACGCAGUUUCGACUCCGACUCUGAAAACUCAGCUCCUCACGCCAAAUGCGUCGAGGGUUUUCAAGAAACAGAGCAGUUUCAAAGACCCAAGUGGAAAUGUUUCUCCUUUGAAGAAAUCUACGACGCAACCAACGGUUUCAGCUCAGAGAAUAUGGUAGGAAGAGGUGGAUUUGCAGAGGUGUAUAAAGGGAUUUUGAGUAAAAGUGGUGAAGAAAUCGCUGUGAAGAGGAUAACGAGAGGAGGGAGAGACGACGAGAGGAGAGAGAAAGAGUUUUUAAUGGAGAUUGGAACAAUAGGACAUGUCUCACAUCCUAAUGUCUUGUCUCUUCUUGGCUGUUGUAUUGACAAUGGUCUCUAUCUUGUUUUCAUCUUCUCUUCAAGAGGCUCUGUUGCUUCUCUCCUUCAUGACUUGAAUCAAGCACCAUUGGAGUGGGAGACAAGGUAUAAAAUUGCAAUUGGGACAGCAAAAGGGCUUCAUUAUUUACACAAAGGUUGUCAGAGAAGGAUCAUACACAGAGACAUUAAAUCCUCCAAUGUUCUCUUAACCCAAGAUUUUGAACCACAGAUAUCUGAUUUUGGGUUGGCAAAAUGGCUGCCUUCUCAAUGGUCUCACCAUUCCAUUGCUCCAAUUGAAGGCACAUUUGGGCACUUAGCACCAGAGUACUAUACACAUGGGAUUGUGGAUGAGAAGACUGAUGUAUUUGCUUUUGGAGUGUUCUUGCUUGAACUCAUUUCCGGUAAAAAACCUGUUGAUGCUUCUCACCAAAGCCUACACAGCUGGGCAAAAACGAUUAUAAAAGAUGGAGAGAUUGAGAAGUUGGUGGAUCCAAGGAUUGGUGUAAACUUUGAUAUCCAAGAGCUUCAUCGCAUAGCUUUCGCUGCGUCUCUCUGCAUCCGAUCAUCGUCUCCAUGUCGACCUUCCAUGAUCGAGGUAUUAGAAGUACUACAAGAAGAAGAUAUAGAGAAGGAGAAAUGGAAAAUGGAAGAGGAAGAAGAAGAGAAAGAAGAGUUUUGGGGAUAUGAAGAUCUUGAGGAUUGUGAAUGUGAUUCCUCAAUCUCACUUUCUCCUCCUGACUCUAUCUCUAACCGGAGUUCUUCGCAUCGUAGUCGCUAGAUCUAAAAAUUAGUUGUAAAAACUUGAAAAUCAUCAAUUUUGUUUUCUUGUAUAUAUUUGUUUAGAGUUGUCUAUUUCAUGAACACUUGUAGUAUUCAAUAUGAGGUGUUUUAUUUAUUUUUGGAUGUUGACGGUUUAUAAUAUUUUAACCAAACUCUAUCC